AUGUCUGACACAGAAGAUGCGCCUCCGGCGAGCGGCGAGAGCCCUGGCGGCGGAGAGACGAGCCCGCCCCCACGCGACAAUGCGGACGCCGAUGUCCCUCAGCUCGAGGGGCCGUCGUCCGAUUCGGGUGCGAUAGGAUCAGCCGACGGCUCCGAGCAGGCCCCUCGCAACCACCGCGAUGCUAUCCGCGAGCAAUUUGAAGAGGGAUCCGAAGUGAGCUCCAUGGAUGCCAGCUUGGUGGAUGCUGUGCCGCGAAGAGUCGGCAGCCCGGUCGAGUCGGUGACCUCUGCCCUCGGCUACUCCCCGUCUGUGCAAGGCUCUUUGAUGUCCUCUCCCGGAAGUAGCGUUCUGCCGUCGGUAGCCUCACGAGCCGGCCUGCGAAGCCCCACGCCAUCGUUCCGACCGUUCGACAGACGUUUCCAGUCCCGCAUCUCGAGCUCUUCCUCCUCGCACACGCUGCGGCCUUCCUCUCCCGCCUUUCUGUCGCCACACAGCCGCAACGCCUCCCUGAGCUCCAACUUUGUGCUCGACCAGGCAGAGGCCGACACGCCUACACCGCCGUGGGAGGUCGUGCGGUGGACGAGGCUCAGGAAGAUCAACGGCCAGGCCUUCUCGGAGGCCGGCCGUCGCAACUUUGGCGCGCCCACCUGCCUUGCUGUCUCGGCGACAAUUGUCAUGGGAACCUCAAAGGGUAUAAUCUUAAUAUUUGACUACAAUCAGAAUCUCAAGAUGAUCAUCGGGCAAGGCACGAAAGCCGUCGAAUCUGGGCCAGUUACCGCACUCGCUAUAUCUGCGGAUCAUACCACCAUUGCUGGCGGGCACGCCAACGGCAACAUCUUUACCUGGGACACGUCCAGGGCGGCGCGGCCAUUUCUUACCAUUCCACACCUGGACGAUGCUCAGGCGCAGAACCAUACUGCCGAUGGGCACGUGGAGAACGUGUCUGUGAUUCAUCUGGGCUUCUUGGGAACACGACAUACUGCUCUUGUUUCGGCCGAUGACCGAGGGAUGGCCUUCUCGCACCUUGCAACAAGAGGCACGGGCGCGCUCGGUCGCACGGUCAAGACGACGAGGAUACUGGGCCGAUAUCCCAACGCACCGACUCCUGCUGGAAAGCCGCUCAAGCCGAGCACAGUUCUUUCAUUUGCGCCCCUGCCGCUGGGCAACGUUGAGCAGGCCACAGACUCGAUGGGCUUGACAGCCAUGCUCACCCCGUACCUUUUGGUGAUUGUCUCUACAACCCCAGUUGCUCAGACCCAGCACAAGUCGGCCAGGCCAAAGGACGUCCCAGCCCACAGCGCCAUGACUGGCUGCUUAGCCUGGUUCCCGGCUGUCAAGUUAAAGGUGCCCGACCCCGUCACGGGGAGCGACGUGUCCAAGGUCAAGCUCGUCUACUGCUGGUCGAAUGUCCUUACUGUGCUGGACGUGGACGAGGUACCGAGCGAGGACAAGGACCAGCCCCCGUCGCUCAAGUUCAAAGCGCGCAGCAGAUGGAAGUGUGAAGAAGCCAUUGUUGCGGUCCAAUGGCUGAGCCGCUCCGUCUUGACAGUCCUCACCAUCUCACAGAGGUUGAUCGUGCUGGAAGACAGAAGCAUGCGAAUGACCGACGCCAUCGACCUGCUACAAAAGUACAUAUACCACAAGGAUCUGUUCUCAAAGCAGCUUCACACGUUGGUAGAACAGCUCGAUGAGGCUGAUCAGACCAUGCACGGCGUCGUAGCCGAUGCCUUCUACAUGAGCUUCAAAGCGUACAAAGGAAGAUUGUUCCUUCUCGGCUUCAACGAAGUGUCCAUCGGAGCACUGUCAAACUGGGCGGACCGGCUCAUCGCCAUGAUGGAGAACGGCGACUACCUGGGUGCCAUUCGACUGGCAACUUCAUACUACACUGGCGAUGCCGACAAGCUUACGGUCGGGCUACCAGAGGAUAUCAAGCUGCGACACUCGAUGGUUCAGGACAAAAUCAUGGAAAUCAUCACGGCGUCGCUCAAGUAUGCGUUUGGGCAGAGACAAAAGGGCAGCCCCGAAGCCGACGACGAUCACUUGCGACAGCUAGCCGAGACGUGCUAUGUUGCCUGCCAAGCGAUUGGCACGACAGACUACCUGUUCGACGACAUGUACGAUUGGUACGAAGGCGCCGAUGUGAGCGGCAUAUUCCAUGAGACGCUGGAGCCGUACAUACUGGACGAAGACAUUACUGUUGUGCCCCCCGGCGUGGUGAAGGACAUGGUCACUCACUACGUUACCAAGGGCUGGGAGAGCAGGCUCGAGGAGAUGAUUUGCCACAUGCAGACGGCAACCCUUGACCUAGACCAGGUCACGCUUCUCUGCAAACAGCACAGCCUUUACGACGCCCUGACGUACGUCUGGAAUCAGGCGCUCGGCGACUACAUAACUCCAAUGAUCGACCUAUUGAGUCUCCUGCUGCCGUUGAUGACAAACGGGGACAGCACCGCACAGACCGACGACUACUACAGCAUCAACGCGCUAAAGAUCUUCCCAUACCUUUCGUAUACCCUGACGGGGAGAAUAUACCCGAACGGAGAGAUCAUGGAAGAGGAGACAGCGGUCAAAGCCAAAUCCGAAGUCUACUGGUUCUUCUUCUCGGGCAAAACCAUUGAGUGGCCGUCGGGCAGCGGGCGCGAGUUCUUGACUCGGCCGGGAGACGAAUCGGAACCGGCGUUUCCAUACCUGCGCAUGAUUCUCAAGUUUGACGCGCCCAGUUUCUUGAGCGCGCUGAAUGAGGCCUUUGAGGACGGCUUCCUCAACGAUUCUCCUGACAAGCAGGUCUCCGGCGGGUCGCGGAUGGACAUGCCCGAAGAGCAGAUCUUUGGUUUGACCAUCAAUCGCCAGUACAUCAUCACGAUCCUGCUCGACGUCAUGAACUCGGAAGACUUUGCACCCGAGGAUUCCAUCUACCUCGACAUGUUCAUUGCGCGAAACCUACCCAAGUUUCCGCAGUACCUCCUGUUUUCUGGAUCGACACUUUCCAAAGUCCUCGUGGGGUUAUGCAACUACCCAGGCGAGGACCUGGCGGACGAUGCUCAGCUCAGCGCAGAGUACCUCUUGUCGGUGUAUCACCCGUCAGAUAUGGCUGCGAUGCUACCUCUCUUCAAACAGGCCGGCUUCUAUCGCAUCUUGAAGCGCACUUUCAAGGUCGAAAAACAAUACGCCAAGUUGUUGACCACGUACUUUGAGGAUCCCGAGGACCAGGAGGCUGUUUUCGACUGCAUCUCCAACUGUCUCCGCCCGCAGACCGGCUUGGACAGUCGGCAAAGCAGAGAGGUGCGUCAAGUAAUUGAGGAGCACGCACGAGAUCUCUUGACCCUCAGCCCAAGGAGAACGGCAACCACUUUGAGACAUCAGGAUGCCGCUCUCCAUCGACACGUAAUUGAGUCGGCACAGGACGAGCCGGAGCUGCAGCAUGCCUAUCUGAAGGCCCUGCUAGAAGCCGACCGUCCAUCAGACGAACAAGGCGAGGCGCUGGAUCGAGAUCUGGUGGAACGCUAUGUCCAACUCAUGUGCAAAUUCGAUCCACAGCAUGUAUCCGACUACGUGGAAACGGUUCAAUCUACAGAUCUCCGGCUUGACGUCCUGCUGCCGACAAUGGAGGCCACACAAGUUGUCGAUGCCGCCGUUGUGCUCAUGGCCCGCGACGGUCAGAUAACGGACGCCAUGGAGCGCCUGGUCAAGCACCUGUACACUCUCGAAUCCGCGAUGCAAGGCCUGUUGAGCGGCAGCGAGGAGCAGAAUGGCGGUGAUCUUGACAUUCAAGCAUCGGCCGACGAGCUUCUCCACGGCUUGCAAAAGUAUGUCCAUGUCGGCAUUUGGCUCUGCCAGGGCCAGACGAAAACGUCCAGGAAGAGCACCGUCGUCCAGAAGAAGUCGUCGUCGCCCAAGGACGAACUUUCAGCAGACGAAGCUCUAUGGCUGACGUUGAUUGAUGCCUGCGUGCAAGUCACAAAGCGCCUGUCGCCAGCAAUGGUGGCCGUAGCCCGUGAUGAGGAGGUCGACGACGAGAAGUUACUCUCGCUGCUUCGGUCGUUGGUCCAGCAUACUUUUACGGCGCUUCUGACAGCGACUUCCAGCCAGGCGCACAGUCAGUCGAGCAGCAGGAUGCUGUCCAACGCGGGCUCGAACCUAUCCUUUCUGCGCAUCCUGAAGGCGUUUCUCACCCAAGCGGCUGCCUCGUCGCCCAACCUGGCCGACCUCCGCGGGGUCCUGGCAUCCAUCUUCUCGGCCUAUGCGUACGAGGAAUCGAUCUUGCGUCUGUCGAAUCGCCUUCUGGAGCGAAGCCUGUUUGUCAGCGUCAAUCAAGCCGUCGAGCUGCGACAGCGGGGCUGGCGGCCGCGAGGGUCUACGUGCGAGGCGUGUGGGAGGCGGGUCUGGGGGCCGGGCGUCGCCGGCGGCGUCGUCUUCGAGGCCUGGGAGGACAAGCAGGCCAUUGAAGAGACGGCGAGGAACGAUAGGAAAGCGCGGGCCGCGGCGAGGGCAACGGGCAAGGCGGGCGAGUCGGACGGCAGGAAUAAGGGCAAAAGCCUCGACACGCGCCCGUCGAGCAUGCUCAUCGAGCCCGACGCCACGAGCGGCGGCAAGGAUGCGCCUCUGGGGCCGCUUGUCGUGUUGGCCUGCCGGCACAUCUACCAUCAGAGCUGUCUGGAUGCGCUGCAGGAGAGGCAUGAGAACGGGGUGCUGGGACGCGAGCGAGAGUACAAGUGUCCCGUUGAUGGGUAG
Purpureocillium lilacinum is the source of this 4731-nucleotide messenger RNA. RefSeq names its product vacuolar protein sorting-associated protein 8. Gene Ontology annotation, molecular function: protein binding. Gene Ontology annotation, biological process: protein targeting to vacuole; endosomal vesicle fusion. Lineage: Eukaryota; Fungi; Ascomycota; Sordariomycetes; Hypocreales; Ophiocordycipitaceae. The record is from RefSeq and is a predicted model, not a curated record. Gene Ontology annotation, cellular component: HOPS complex; late endosome.